This is a messenger RNA of Hydractinia symbiolongicarpus, 1656 nucleotides long. RefSeq names its product synapse-associated protein 1-like. NCBI's taxonomy places the organism in Eukaryota, Metazoa, Cnidaria, Hydrozoa, Anthoathecata, Hydractiniidae. The transcript has 10 exons. Bases 68 to 1123 code for a protein of 351 amino acids. The record is from RefSeq and is a predicted model, not a curated record. Gene Ontology annotation, cellular component: synapse; cytoplasm.
AUUUUUUAUUCCUGUUUCCAGGAAGAUAAAUUACAAAAACAAUACUUUUGUCAUCAAAAACGAGGCGAUGUGGAAUUGGUUGGGUAUAAGUAAUGAGAAAAAGACUGCUGAUUCAUCCCCUGUAGAAAAAACAGAAGAUGGGGACCCACAAGAAGGGGAUGCCAAGAAUGAGAGUGGAAAAAUAGGUGUUGAUAGUAAUCCAGAUUCAGCCAAGAAAGUUAAAGAUGUUGCAACUAAUCUUGGCAGUUAUCUUUAUAAAUUUGCAAAUGUAGCUGGACAGACAGCUUCGAAAUGGAAGGAAACAGUGGAUGAAAAACUUGAACAUACUAUUAUUGGCGAUUUCCAGCGAGAAAAUGAUAAAUUUAUCCAUGAAAAGGAAGCAAGACGCAUAGGUGACGCAGUGCCUCCAUGGGAAGGCUACCAUGAAGAAUCAGCUAUGAAGCGACAAAUUUUAGCAUUGUCGGCGGAUGAGAGAAAUUUCCUGAGAGAUCCACCAAAUGGUGUGGAAUUUUCUUUUGAUCUUUCACAAAUGAUGCCAGUAGCCCUAGCAGCCUUGAACGAAGAUGACGACUUAAAAGUUAUGAGGUUCAAUUUAGUUCCGAAAAGAGUAAAAGAGGAAAAAUUCUGGAAGAAUUACUUUUAUCGUGUAACACUAAUUAAACAGUCGACUCAACUUUCCACAAUGGCCGACCUAGAAUUAAAUCGAUCCUCCAUGACGUCAUCAUCUGAAAGUUUAAACACAAAAGGUGGGGCGAAGGUAAAAGAUACCUCUGCUGACGACCAAGAAGGGACUGUCUUUCCAGAUGUGGAUCAGGAAAAUGCUGGAAGUCCAUCUACUAAUGAAUUUGUCAGCGAUGCAUUUCAAACGCAAGAAGAAGGCUUAAGCGAAGAAGAAAAAAAACAAAUGCUCGGAGUAGGUGAUAAAGUUGACUCGGUUACUAAACAAGGCACUGACGAAACUAAAACUUUGGAAGAUUGGGAAAUCGAGCAGGAAUUACAAGAAGAAUUGGAGAGUUUUGAGCUAGUGAACGAAAACGCACCUAGUGCUGACGAUGGAAAGUGGGAACAAGAAAUCGAGGAUAUGUUAGAACUGGAGGAAAAUGAAGAGAAGUCAAACCCUUAGAAGAUCUAUGAUCUACGAGGUUCUACAAAGUAUUUAUUAAGGCCCUUGCCUUGUGCUUGAGAAAGUUCUUUGAAAUUGGUCGGGGAGGGGUCCUGCAAAUGGAUGGAGAAGUACGCUAAGUUGGAGAGUCGUGAAGCAUCGCCUAAAAAAACAUUGUAUAUAUCUUGGAAUUUCAACAAUUUUUUAAAAAAGGAAAAAUGCUUAAGGUUUCUUCUUACAACAUGUACACAUUCUGACAAAAAUUGAUUCCCAAGUUUUUUCGGAUUUAUGUGGUAUCGAGAAGUCAGGUGUUUUCACUUUAUCUAAAGUAAAUAAUUGAAUUUGUAUGUGAAACGAAUUUUUGUUGUCUAGUCACACACCAUGCAUGUUGUUUUGUUCAGUUUCGAUCAGCUGUAUGUAUUACUAAAUAUUUUUAAUAAAAGGUAAAGUAUAUAGAAACUCUUACGAUAUUCAAAACUGCGUGAUGUCAUAUCCAUAGGGAGCCUGUGGACGAGGCUGGGAUUUAAGUACAAAUAUAAACAAGAAAUUGAGAA